This is a messenger RNA of Helobdella robusta, 5967 nucleotides long. RefSeq lists its product as hypothetical. The transcript is spliced from 5 exons. The record is from RefSeq and is a predicted model, not a curated record. Gene Ontology annotation, molecular function: nucleic acid binding; zinc ion binding. Gene Ontology annotation, cellular component: nucleoplasm. NCBI's taxonomy places the organism in Eukaryota, Metazoa, Annelida, Clitellata, Rhynchobdellida, Glossiphoniidae. Gene Ontology annotation, biological process: negative regulation of DNA-templated transcription; positive regulation of DNA-templated transcription. The coding region runs from base 1 to 5967 and encodes 1988 amino acids.
AUGUCGCAUUAUCAGAGCAAAAGAAGUGAUUACUACGGGGACAAUUAUAGUCCUAAUUAUCGUACAAGGAGGGCUGGGGGUAGAAGAUUCACUGGAUCUACAUCCAAUCGUGGACGUGGUUACGGGGGUAGGGACGGUGAACGAUACCCCCCACGACAGUCGCGAGAUGACGACAGAGAUCGAUAUCACGAUAGAAGCAGGCAUCAAAGUGGCCGACGUUAUAAAGAUGAUGACUAUGAUAGAUACAGAAGAGAAAGAUCACGGAGUAGAAGAUCUGAAUCAUCAUACUCAUCUGAGGAUGAUCGUAGGCCAUCAGAUGACGAACAUACAUCGGCUUCUAAGAAACCAAAAAUCCAAAGUAGCACACUCAUUAGUGAAAUUACUAAAAAUGUAAACACAGAUAAGCAUCCCCAUUCUGAAAUUAGUGUACCAGCUGGGGCUAUGCAGAAUCCAAUUGAAAUCGACCAACCAUCUCCAGAAAAACAACAGCCUAUCAGUCAAAUUUCUCAACAACCAAACUACAACAUUGAGGAUUAUUUAGAAGCUGAAAAGUUGUCUCAAAAAACUCAGUUAAUCCUCUCUAAACUAGGCUACAAGCCAGAAAUGCUGGCUUCAAGUGUGAAUGACAAAAAGACCAACACCAUGGUAGGUGAGGCAACAAAUCAGCAGGUGCCCGCAGCCACAAAAGCUGCAGCUGGGGACACCAGCGAUUCAUACUUACCCCAACCUCAACAUCAACAACUGCAGCAAAAACAACAUCAUCAAGAAGAGAGCCAGCCAAAGCAGUCUGCAUCGUCGUUUUCCUCUAACUCGAUGAUUGAAAGUAUUUUGAAGUCAAUAGGUUAUGGGGAUGAACUUUUCAAACAGCAGUCAUCGGGCUAUUCAGCUGAGCACACUACAGCAACUGUUUCAGCUUCUGACAAAUCUCAAGCAGCUGGUAGGAGAAAGCAUAACAACUCCAAAUCUGAAGACAAACAUCUGUAUGAAAGGUUUUCAGAUUCAGACAAUAACAACAAUGAUAAUGAAGAAGGUGAUGGUAGAUUCAUUGAGGAUGAUGAGGAUGAUACCUCAAUCACGAGAACCCUUAAAAGCAUCAGAGGACAUGUGAAUGCUAGCAUUGAAACACCAUCUUCUGAACUUUUAAAAUUCCAGCACCAAAAAUUGAGGAAGCAGAAAUUGUUGCAGCAGCAGCAGAAAAUGUUGCUUGAGCAGAAAGAGCAGGAGUUGAAGUUGCAGCAAAAGGAGCAAGAGUUGAGACUGCAACAGCAGCAACUACUUGAAAGGGAAGCUAUGUUGAAGCAACAACAACUCAAUAUUCAACAACAAUUUCAACAGCAGCGGCAACCAUUGCAACAGCAGCAGCAGCAGUUGCAACCUCUGCAGCAUAGAGCUUCUAAAUUUGAUCAGUCUACUGCAUCUGUGAUUGUGCAGUACCCACUGCAACAACAACAGCAGCAACCAUAUCCGUUGCAGCAACCACAUAUGCAACUGCAACAGCAGCAGCAACAACAACAACAGCAUCAAUUAUCAUUUCAAAUUCAACAGCAGCAGCAAGGGAAGCAGAUUAAAAGAUUCAUUGAGAAUGAUAAUAUGGACCCGAUAAAAAAAUCAAGAAUGGAGCCAUCAAUGACAAUAACAUCGACUAAAACAGGGAUGUUGCCAUCAACAGCUGCAAACAAGUUACAAAAAAACUCAAAAUGGGACCAACCAAAUGUUCCCACUACAAAUUCGCAGCAACAGCAACAACAAGCUUCCAAAGUCAGAAAGUCAAGAUGGGCCCAAGUGGCACCAGCACAGGACACAACAGCAACUCAACCACAAACUGAAGUGGUGGAAAGUCGAAAGAUCACCAUCAAACAACAGCAAGAUCGACCACCACCAUCUUCAUCCUCGUCAUCUUCUUCUUCCAGAGAAAGUUCUAGAGAAAGAAAGAUCUCGAAUAGAAGCAGCAACCCGAGUGUUUCACGUGAUUACGGCAGGGGUGGCAGAUCAUCGGGGCCCUCCAGAUUCACUAACAAAAAGAACUGGUAUGCAGACAGCAAACACUCAAAAUACGACCCCAAAUACCCUUCAAACAGUGGUAGCCAGAACAGAAACAGACCAUAUAUGGAUAGGCUGGGUCCAGCUGAUAAAUUUAGGAAUGGGCGUGAUUCCCAGCUUAAAUUUACAGAGAGAGUUAGACCAAGAGGAACUGAUCAGUCUUCAGAGAACAAAGACCUCCCUCUAAAAAAAGAAGAUCCAGUAACAGCAGCAGCAGUUGCUACAGCAGACUCGAAGCAGAAGAAACCAAAGACGAACUUUGAUUAUUUUGACGAAGGAAGUCAUUGGUGUGAGGUGUGCAAUCUGGUCUUCGAUGAGGCCAUUGAUUAUAUGAAGCAUCUUCACACUCCUAAACACCAAAAACUUAUUAAAGGAACACAUAUGCCAUGGCUUAAACUGCCUGAGACUUCAAGAUCAGCUGAUCAAAAUAAAUUUGUUAAGAACAGAAUAUCUGUGCCAUUAAAAGGAGUGGAGUUUCUAAUGGCCACAGAGGCCUACUAUUGUAAACUUUGCAGUGAGCUGAUAGCUGGAGCGCAGCUAGCCCAGGAACACAUCAAGAGCCAGGCACACAACAACUUCUAUAGGACGUACGUUGACGACCAUCCUAAUUACGAGAGGCAGCGUGAAUUAGUGAAGGAAUCAAAAUUCGUUCAGUCCUCUCGCGUUCCAUCCAGCGAGAACAUCAGCAACAAGGAAGGCAAUGACGUCAUCAACCUCGAAGACGACUCCACCGCAGCUGCUGCAGCUGCUGCCUCCGAUGGCAGAAGGUCUCCAAGCAAAAGUGGCGCUAGAGGGAAAGGUAGUCUCGGCCGUUCGGAUGAUUCAAAACUUGCUAAAGAUAAGGACGCUGGAAGAGAUAAAAAGUCAUCUGUUGAGAAAUUGGAUGCUACAUCUGCUGCUGCCAGCAGCUGUAAAAGUAGCGCUAAAGUUACUGUAGCAAGUAGUAGUAGCAGCAGCAGUUCUUCUACAACUACUUCAACUAGCACUACCAAGGCACAUGAGCCGAGCAAAUCUCUGCCUGAAAAAGUGGAAAGCUCCAGCAGAUCACUUACUGGAACGUCAUCAGCUGCUGCCCGUGAAAUUACUCCGGCCGUUUCAAACAGUGAAAGUGAGCUAUCAGCUAGCUCCACCAUCAAAAGCAUCAUGGCCUCCAUCAGUGCAAAGGAGAAACAGCCAACUAAUUCAUCUGGAGCUACUUCCACAGCAACAACAAUGGCGAUUUCAUCUGCUUCUACUUCCACAUCUUCAGCGGCUUCAAAGAAACUUCCUUUCAUUGGCAAACGUCUUCAAGUUUCCAAGCAAACAUCUGGAAGUGGUAUAGAUGAUCCCUCAAAGUCUCAGCAGCAGACGUCGUCAUCCACCACCAGCAAGAACUCAGCCAGCCUAAGCAGGGAUGAGCUGCUGUCUCAAGUUAUGAAGGAAACAGUCAUUGGACCCAUCGUAUCUAUUCCUACACCAGCUAGUAUCAGUAGCAGCAUCAGUUUGGCAGUCGCAGCUGCUAGCCACAAUUUGCAGCAACCGCCGCCAGGGUAUCCUUUUUAUCCGAUGCCCCCUAUGAUGCCCCCGUUCCCACCAUUCCCAUACAUGCCCCCUCCAUUUUAUGACAUGAACAUGAUGCACAACUACUAUGCUGAUCCUAACUUGAUGCAGACAACUGUUAAUGCUGCAGCAGCUCUUGAAGCUGGUAGUGACGGGAAGAAAGGUCCCGGUGUGGUGAAUGACGUUGUUGCUGCUGCUGAUGGUGGUGAUGGUGGUGGUGCAGAUGUGCAAGAGUCAUAUGAGAACUAUGAGAACAGUGAGAACAACAACAGCAACAAUUUAGAUGAGAAACAACAAAAUAGCAACAACAAUAGUAGUAGUAACGACAAUGCUAACAAUGAAAGUGGCAAGGAAACAGCUGCUGCUGAUGCUGAUGCAAGCAAGCAGCAGCAACAGCUGCAUAGUGUUGUCAUGGAGACCACUGACAACAUCGAAUGUGUUGAAAUGGAAGUUGAUGAAGAUGACAGCUGCAACAACAACAACAACAACAGCAACAAUAACAAUAAUAAUACCGUUGCUAAAGAUGACAACAACAACAACAGCAGUAGUAACAUGGAAAAUUUGAAAGAAAUGGCCUCAACAACAUCAGUAGCAGCAAUGAACACUCAACUACAAGCUCUCCCAGCAGCAGAAUUUGAACUUACAGACAGUGAUCUAAACUUUGAACUCUUGUCUGCAGCUGAAGCAUCAUCAUCAGCUUCAUUGACAACAGCAGCAUCUACUGCCACCACCACCAUCGCCACCACUACUACUGCAACAACUUCCGCUACAAACGCCACUACUACAACCACAUCUCUAGAACAUUCAGAUAAUACUGACAACAAUCCCAACAACAACAACAGCCUAUCCUAUUUUGGUUCAAUAUUUUCAGAAGGUACUAGUAACACUGGUUUAACAGUAUUAAACAGUAUGACCUAUAAUUUUACUACUAGUAGAAGUAGUAGUAUCACUUCAAUGCAAGACACGUACACUGAUUACAAUGUUAGCGCCGGCGAUGAUGAUAAUGAUGAUAAUAAUGAUAAUAAUAAUAAUAAUAAUGAUGAUAAUAAUAAUGAUAAUGAUGAUAAUGAUGAAGGUUUAGAUGCAGAUGAGUUAGCUAGGAUUGCAUUUUACAGAAGCUAUCUCAACAACGAUGACGAAGAUGGUGAUGAUGUUAAUAAAAACAAUAACAACAACAACAAUAAUAAUAAUAAUGAUGAUGAUGAUGAUGAUGAUGAUGAUAAUGAUAGUAAAAUUACUACUACUACUACUACUACUGUAAAUGAUACUAAUACAGUUGAUACCGGUAUUGUAGAUAGUAUUGACACUCGUGUCACAACACCUUUGCAUGUCAAUUGUAGUAAUGUUGUUGUUGUUGCUACUUCUUACGCCGACGAGAGUAAUGUAGUUGAUACUACUACAACUACUAUGGCUUCAGCUGCUACCGCUACUACUGCUGCAUCUGGCGAUGAUAAUGAAGAUAGCAAUCUUACUACUACUACUACUACUACUACAACUAUUACUAAUUCUAAUAAUUAUGUUGAUGAUGAUAAUUAUAUUAGUACCAUUAUUCCUCCUGCUACUAUUACUACUACUCCUCCUACAUUUUCUGGUGAUUAUGAUGGUACUACUACUACUACUACUGCUACUACUACUACUACUUCUGAUACUAAUUUACCUGUCUUAUCUGAUCUUGAUAGUUAUAAUGGUAAUACUGGAAAUAGUAAUAAUAAUAAUAAUAGUAUUGAUAAUGAUCUUGAUAAUUUAAUGAGUUUUAUUAUGACAGGAAAUGAUAAUGGUAAUUAUUAUAAUAAUAAUAAGGAUGGCCGUGUUAUUGAAAUUGUACAGCAGAGCUAUGAUGGAUGUGAGGGUAAUGGUGGUGGCAUUAGCAGAGAUAUGAGGAUGGCUGAAGGCCAUGUUAUUGAUACUACUACUACUACUACUAGCAGUAGCGCUACUAACUUUUGUGAUGACGACGACGAUGAUGAUAAUGAUGAUGAUGAUGAUAAUAGUGGUAACGAUGAUGAUCAGAAAGGUUGUGGUUAUGAUAGGGAUAAUAAUAACAAUGAUAAUAAUAAUAAUGAUGAUGAUGAUGACAACGAUAAUAAUAAUAACAAUGAUGGUAAGACUGAUGGUGAUAAUGAUGAUGAUAGCGAUGAGAGAAUCACUCAGCACUAUAAUCUCUCAAACGUCUUCUAUGUACUUGGGGGAUGCCUCAACCCAAAUAUUCUUCGUGACCCAAUUAAUCCCUGUGACUCAGUUAAUCCGGAACAUGCCGAUCUGGAGGUUAAAGGUCAAGAGGUUCAUGACGUCACGAGAAUGAUGGAAGGAGAAGAUUCCAACUCCACUAUCGCCCUGGCCGCCGGAGAUGAAGAGGCCGUGGAUAGACUGAAUGAAUUGGAUGAAUGA